Messenger RNA from Cylindrotheca closterium, 747 nucleotides. Lineage: Eukaryota; Bacillariophyta; Bacillariophyceae; Bacillariales; Bacillariaceae. The record is from the annotation of a GenBank genome assembly.
AUGAACGCUUUUGCUACCACCGUUUUCGCAAUGAUGGCCGGGUCGGCCAUGGCUUUCGCCCCCACCUUCACCAGCGAAGCCACCACCGCCUUGAAGGCAGGUGCCCCCGAUCGUAUGUGGGACAAGAUGGUUGACAAGACCGAGCGAUCUGCCUCCCUUCCAUGGUUGCCCCGUGCCGUCGCUCUUGACGGAAGCAUGGUUGGUGAUGUUGGAUUCGACCCCUUCUACUUGUCCUCCAUCCCAAAGAACUUUGCUGGAUUCAUCCAACCUCCUUCUUGGGAAGAGACAGAAGGAAUUGAAACUCUAUACUGGAUGCGCGAAGCCGAGCUCAAGCACGGACGUGUUUGCAUGCUUGCCUGGUUCGGAUGGUUGGCCACUGAUGGCGCCUUCGGAAUCACCCUUAGAUUCCCUGGAGACAUCUACUCUGUCGAAUCCAUCCCCAACGCUUACAAUGCCCACAACAUCCUUGUCGAACAAGGAUCCAUGGGAUUCCUGCUUGGUGUUAUUGGAUUCAUCGAAUUUUGCUCUUCCGCAGCCCUCGUCCAAGUCUCCAAGGGAGAACUUGACCGCGAAGCCGGUGACUUCAGCCUUGAUCCCCUUCAAUUCCUCAAGGGAAAGAGCAAGGAAGAAUCUGACAGAAUGAAGCUCCGAGAAUUGUUGAACGGACGUCUUGCCAUGCUCGCCUUCAGUGCCGUCUGCACCCAAUCUGCUUUGGGCGAAUCCACCCAAAACUUCCCAUACUUCUAA